Harmonia axyridis is the source of this 696-nucleotide messenger RNA. RefSeq lists its product as uncharacterized. The record is from RefSeq and is a predicted model, not a curated record. The transcript has 2 exons. The coding region runs from base 1 to 696 and encodes 231 amino acids. Lineage: Eukaryota; Metazoa; Arthropoda; Insecta; Coleoptera; Coccinellidae.
AUGGGUAUUCCUGAAGCAAAAAACAACUUGUUUACACUCCGCUUUGCUGACGACCAGAUAGUCAUAGCGCAAGAUAAUGAUGACUUGGAGUAUAUGGCUCGCAUAUUAAUCGAAGAAUAUAAGAAAUGGGGUUUGGAAGUCAACAUAGAGAAAACAAGAUACAUGAACAUCGGAGGUUUAGAAAUCUCAGAUGAUGGUAGAUUAGACCAAGCUAUCAAGAAGAGGAAUUCACUAGGAAGAAGAGCUAUCACGCGACUGAACAGCAUAAUAUGGGACCAACACAUAUCAAAGUCGAACAAGCACAGGAUAUACAAUACAACAAUAAAAAGUAUUGUAACAUAUGGAAGUGAGGUAUGGCAACUGAAAGCGUCAGCAGAAAAAACCCUCGAAGCAACAGAAAUGGAUUUCUGGAGGCGUGCAGCAGGAAGAUCAAAGUUGGAGAGAUUCACAAACAAUAGAAUAAGGGAAAUUAUGGGGGUUACUCAUACAAUAACACAAGACAUUAAGAUCAAUCAGCUCAGAUGGUAUGGACAUGUGCGAAGAAUGGAGGACCAACGCCUGCCGAAGCAAAUCCUUGAUUGGACACCUCAAGGAAGAAGAAAAAAAAGACGCCCUAGAAAGAGCUGGAGAGAAGGAUUUAAUAGAGAGAUAAGGGAGAGAGAAUUAGAUGAGGAUCUGUGGAUGGAUAGGGGAUAG